Molecule: messenger RNA, 3976 nt
Organism: Odontomachus brunneus
Lineage: Eukaryota; Metazoa; Arthropoda; Insecta; Hymenoptera; Formicidae
Product: serine proteinase stubble-like
Exons: 11
Coding region: 1265-2788 (507 amino acids)
Biological process (GO): proteolysis
Molecular function (GO): serine-type endopeptidase activity
Source: RefSeq, a predicted model, not a curated record
UACAACGUCGGACACUGAGCACACGACGAGCAGGCGUUCCUCGGGGCUCCUCCAGGAGAGAAGAUAGACAUGGUGUGAGCCCGUUCACGGCGCGGACCUUCGCCGCCACCGCGUGGUAACCGCUUCAUCGGGCCCACGGUAGUGGGACCGCGAGCAGUGGUGCGUCCUCGUCGAUCCGAAGAGAAAUUCCCUCGGAGAGGACGUCGGAAAAGUCGUAGCGCGAAAAUUGCGCUCCUCUUCUUCCGGGGGAUUUUUCGACGGAGGGCGCAGUCGAUUGUUCGAGUCAGUGAGAGUGAAAGAAGUUCGAGAGGUGCGUGACGGUCACUCAGUGGAGGCUUGAAGUCGAAGAAACACCGGUCUGUGAGAAUUUGGGUUAGUCUGUCACAAUUGAAAACGACCUCGCUGAUUUGCGGAACCUUAUCGAAAGGUCAACAGACUUUAUCGUGAUAACGCGCGAAGACGACUUCGGCUCCAAGUAGCUUACGAAGGGAUCACCGAGACAAAGGAAAAUCUUCGCGCUGAUCUUGCGUGCUGGAUAUGUAAUAAAUCGCGAGUGCUCGCGCGACUUCGUGACGUAGUCGGGAUUGGUAAUCGGAGGACGAAGAUUCAUCUCGCGGUGAUAGAGAGAGGAACCCUCUUCGCAACGGUAUCUUCAAUCGUGUUAUGGUGCUAAGGACUACUUCGGUCAGACGAAGAGGUCGCAGAAGAGAGGGUGGCCGGAGUAGUAUCCUGGCGGGAUCCUCCUGAAAAAUCGCUCGCAUUGAUUCGAUCAGUCGAGGAGAAAUCCGGAAAAAUCAGGUCCGGUUUGAUCCGGUGAGUCGGUUCAUUCGGCAAGGAUGCUGCGAGACUCUGAGCGAUGGAUCUUCUUGUGUGCAAACGUCGUGAUGUUCGGUUCCGGCUGAACUUCUUUACUUUCACUCGUUACGGAGGAUCGUGACGCAAACUGGAUUUCAUCGUGUCGCGAAGAAUUCUGCAGGAGGAAGAGAGGUUCCGAGGAAGUUGUUUUCCAUCUUGCUUCUCGCUUGCCUCCGAGCGUCACCUGAACGCGGAAUCUCCCCCUGCUCAUCUACACUUAAUCCGCAUGGCGGACAAUGGAAUUAGAACAUCAGCAAGGCUGUAAUCACUUGCACGACGUUUCGACAAUUCGCCAGGAAUGAGCGAUUAAGAACGAAAGCUGCGCGAUGAAUUGACCCUCGGGAGAACCGACGAUUCUAAAUCUUCAUCGAGUUGUCGCGCUCGGAACAACACGGCCAGAGACGAAACGAUGGGUGCAUCGAGGCCGCGCCAUUGGCUUCUCGCUGCGGUCGUCCUCACUGUAUCCUCGAGUCUGAUGGCGAGCGAGACCCAGCUGUCGAGCUUUGACUCUUCCACGGCCAUCGACGCGCUGAAAAAGGAGUCUAAUCGCACCGGGGUGCUGACGAUCCGCCGGCGGAGAUACGUGCGAUUUCCCACGGGGCCCGCUUACCUCUUCGACAGCGGCCCGCCGCUCGGCAGGAACCUUGGGCCGCAUCAGGCCGCGCGUGCCGUACCUCAGGUCCAGUUUCCUUCGUGGCGGCAACAUAAGUCCCUCUGGAGAAGCCCCGUCGCCAAUUACAAUAGACCGGUGAUGGCCCAUCGAACCCCGCGACUGAUAUUCCGAGACAACGACUUCCUGCCGGUAGGAGGCGGCGCGGCCUCCUUCUUCCAGCAGUCUAAUCAGCUGCCAGAAUUCGAGGAUGACAUUCGAGAUCACCGGAAGCAGACCCCGGAGGAUUAUCCUAGAUUGGAAACAGAGACGCGCCAACAAAAAAGGCCGCUGUGGAAAGGCGACGAUACAUUGUGCGCGGACGGACGGAGCUGCGAAUUUUUUCUAAUGUGCUGGAUGUCUGCUGGCCUAUUGGACGGCAGCUGCGGCGGCAUUAUGUUCGCAUGUUGUCAGCGGAAAGAUCCUAAAGCUCUCACUGAUUAUAACCUGAUCGAGUCGCCUAGAGAUCAAUCUCGGCCGCUUCCGCUGGAUUUGUACACGGAGACCGCCAGCGACGAUCGUUGCGGCAUACCGGUCUCGAAACAAACCGCGCAGAGGAGGAUCGUUGGCGGCGACGACGCCGGUUUCGGUAGUUUUCCGUGGCAGGCAUACAUACGUAUCGGAUCUAGUAGAUGCGGUGGCACUUUGGUAAAUCGUUUCCACGUUGUUACAGCUGGACACUGCGUUGCAAAAGCGUCGGCGCGACAGGUCCAAGUGACCCUCGGCGAUUACGUGGUGAACUCUGCCAGCGAGUCUCUGCCAGCUUACACUUUUGGUGUUCGAGAGAUUAGAGUGCAUCCCUACUUUAAGUUUACGCCGCAGGCGGACAGGUUUGACGUAGCUGUGCUUCGAUUGGACCGACCGGUCCAUUACAUGCCCCAUAUAGCGCCAAUUUGUCUGCCAGAGAAGAACGAAGACUUCUUAGGGCAAUAUGGCUGGGCCGCGGGAUGGGGUGCCCUACAAGCAGGGUCCAGGCUGCGACCUAAGACAUUGCAGGCGGUGGAUGUGCCCGUAAUCGAUAAUCGCGUCUGCGAGAGGUGGCAUCGUUCCAACGGCAUCAACGUUGUCAUCUACGACGAGAUGAUGUGCGCCGGUUAUCGCGGCGGCGGUAAGGACUCGUGUCAGGGUGACAGCGGCGGCCCGUUGAUGCUGGAGAAAACCGGUCGAUGGUACUUGAUCGGCAUAGUAUCUGCCGGUUAUUCCUGCGCGCAACCGGGUCAACCGGGGAUCUAUCAUCGCGUGGCCAAGACUGUCGACUGGAUCACGUAUGUCAUAAACUCGUAGCGCGUUGAUCGGUGAGCAGGGUCAACAGAGGGCUUUCGCCGCGGACUUUGCAUGACACAAAGUUCAAGUAUGGAAUACUUCAUGCCGAGAGAGUGACUUCAGGGUCCGCGUUCCCAUCUGAGAGAACGACCGACGUGACGCAGCAACGGGGAAAGUUUCAAUGAGAAACUAGUGCGGACGAUUCUUAAUUAAAGACUACACUUAAUGAAGUUAUAGCCAUUCCUAUUACCUAUAUAAAUGCAAAAAUUACUUAGGUGAAAUCUCGCGACGCGACGCGGCGCGUUCGAUGCAAACGUAAUAUCGAAUUUUCCCUUUCCUUAUCGUUUCACAGUUAGAUAUAAAGAGAAAUGACGUCCUCUAUUAAAUGUAACACAGUAUUGUAUAAGCAUUUCCAUGGACGCAAGUGUGAUGUAAUAAUUUUAUCGAAAUGAGUGCUGUAAAUUAAGCGUGUAUAAUAUAAGUAUAGAUUUGCGCUUAAUAAAUAUUCCCUUUUUCAAUUUCAUCAAUUGUUCUCCGGGGAGUGUCACAAUUUCACGUUAAUCAAAAUACUCUUCAUUCGAUUUCAAGAUAAUUAUUAGUUUUGUGGAGUUCAUGUAAUAAUUACAAAACGCCCUAGGAAACCAGGAAAAUAUUAACGUGAAAUAAGCCAGCGAUAUUUACAUUAAAAACAUGUUUUAUUUGACAACCGCUACUUCUCAACACAAGCUAUAGCAUCGCGAGUAGACCGACGCGAUUAAGUAUCUAUUUGCGUUGCAUACAUUCUGUAAGUACACAUUCAUUUCGAUAGUUACUUUUAACAAUACGUAUCUCGCUUAUUUUAUUUUAACAUUGCGAAGAGUACUCAGGGUAUAGUUACAUUAUUAAAUACAAUAUGUAAUACGCAUUUCCCUUCCCCUCAGCAACCACCAAUUCCUUUGUAUCGUCACAUCGUCUCUAGUUUAAUGAUCCAAUUUCCCAUCGUGGAAUGAUCCUCGAGAGGAGCGAUAGCGGGAACGACGAAUCAAUUGCUAUCGUGACUCGAUUGUUAUCUGCAGUUGUUAUAUAUCCAAGUCAUUUUCGCGCGAAAUACAACACGCACAGGCACGUCUUGUAAAUUGAUCUUGCUGCUCAAACGUAUGCGAAUAAAAUUCAGAGAUAAAAAAAUGCGAUAAACGAGAACAUGAGUGCUCGGAUGAGUAGCGGCCUAAA